Messenger RNA from Caenorhabditis briggsae, 324 nucleotides. NCBI's taxonomy places the organism in Eukaryota, Metazoa, Nematoda, Chromadorea, Rhabditida, Rhabditidae. The transcript is spliced from 4 exons. Bases 1 to 324 code for a protein of 107 amino acids. The record is from RefSeq and is a predicted model, not a curated record.
AUGCAAGCCUGGGAAUAUCGUGAGACCGAUUCCCCGCUAUCAUCGGACGUAACUUUGCACAGUCUUAAACCAGUUGAAACCGACUCCGCAAUGAGUAUUGCCAGUGAUUUUGAUGAGACCUUCUGGGAUCAGGAGCUCAACAGAGGACGCUCGCAGUCGUUCGGUGGCACUACUCAGUAUUCUCAACAGUUUAUGCAACGGAAAAUAAUCGGUCGCCCGUUUUUCAAAACUUCGUUGGAGACUGUAGACAGUGGAACAAACAGGUACCUGAAGGAUAGAGAGACUCGUCAGAAAUGUGUUCCUACUCUCAAAGUCUGUCUGUGA